CGCGCCGGGGAGCGGGCGGCGGGCUGUCCCCGCGGGUCCCUCUCCCUGUCCCGCGCUGGGAUGCCCGGGCAGCGGCAGUCCCGGCAGCGCUGGGGAGUUUGCCAGCCCAUCCAUCACUCGGGGCGGCGGGAUGGAUGGAUGGUUGCGCUGGCCGAGCAUCCUCCGCUGACGCUCGGCCGCAUCCCGCACCUGUCCCGCUGUGCCCCGGGCACGGCCGGAGGUCCCGGGAGCUCCUGCUUCGCUCGUGGCUUUUUGGGUGUCCCCUGUCCCGGUGGCAGGCGGGGGAAGGAGCUGGCGAGGCGCUCACCGCCGCCGUCAGGCUCUCAGCAGCGCUUUAGAAGACGCGCGGCAAAGCCAAGGAAUCAUAGCCAGGGCACGGCUCGGUUAGGAAUUCGAAUUGCAGAUCACAGCCAUUGCAGCCAGACAUCGCGUUCCGCUUGCCAGCCACCCUCCCCUACUCCUUGGGUCUGGGAUGGGAGCUCUGGGUCCCUCUGGCUGUCUGUGCGUUUUCCAGGUUUUAAAUCAGAACCAGAAGAAAUCUUGACGUAAGUCUUUGGGGCUGCUUUCUGCUGGUUGAUUUGAUUUUUUAACUUUUUUUUAAAGUUUGCCAUAAACUUUUCCGAUGGAUUUGAUGCAUUUUGGACACAGUGGUAAUCUGUCCGAGGAGGAAUGCACCCAAACCCACACGGAACAAAGCGAGCCUGUGCAGCGGGGCGUUCUUGGAAACGCAAAAACCUGUGGUUUAGGGAUUAUUUCAGGCAGGGGAGGUGCGAGCCGUGAGCUGUGUAUGGGAGUUCUGUUCAUUGCUGUGACAGGAGAGAGGUAUUGCUGAACUUCCAGAAUAAUCCCUCUCCUUUGCCUCCACCCUGGGCUGGAAAAAUGACCUUUAUAAGGGAGUUUGUGGCUGACCUUUGUGCCGUGGCUGUCAAAACAGAUGCUAUCAGCUUGACAGUUGUAGACGGAUUUUUGUGUGCUUAUCUGCCAGGUGUCCGAUGGAGUGAGAAAAGGAGUGAUUUCGCUAAUUACAAGAGCUCUCAGGAGUGAUGGUGAAACAGCGAUGUCCCAUUAGUGAUCUUCCUGUCCCUUGUCAGGAAGAUGUGGUUGCACAGACUGUAAAGGAAGUUCUCUCUCCAAACUGCAACCUCGGCAGCUUCUUGGUUUCAGCCAUCUCCAGUUUAUAUCAAAGGCCUGAAUAAGGAAUUUCACUUUGUUCAGGGUCCUUUGACCUUUUUUUGUGCCCACAGACCAUUUGUUGUGAUGCUUUAUGUAGCUGCAACAGCCAGAAGUGUUCCAUUUUAAAAAGAAGACACAAUAGUUUAUCCUGUUGAGAUCCCUAUUGAUACAGCAAUAGAAUCAUCCUUCUGCUGCCCCUUCUUAUUCCCCAUUCUUCCUUCUCCUUAUUACCCCUAAAAAUCCUUGUUGCUACUAAAACCUCCGUUUUAUCACGGUUUCUUUGUCCCACAGACCGGGUUUUGUGAGGCUGGAUGUUACCAGCUUUGUUCUCCAGCUGAGGGGAUGUCAGAGCUGGGUUUUGCAGGUGAUGUUGAUCAGCUGUCAGUUUUGGAAAGGCACAGCAGUGCUAGCUGUUGUGAGCUGGACUGCUGUGUUAUUUGAGAAAUUGAAUAACUAGAAGCCCAGGAUUUAAAUCCUAAAUUCAGCCUGAAUAAUGUUCUCUGGAGUUUGAAUCUGGUUUGAGGAUGCUUCAAUUGCACACCUAUUUAUUAAUUGUUACUAUGGGAAGGUGUAAAGAAGAAAACUGGGUUGGUUUUUUUUUUGCUUCUGCAUGUGUUGUCCUUAAAAAUGAUCAUGGCACCUUAAUUCUGCCUUGUGUGAGGACCAGAGACUUGGUGUGCAGGAAUCUCUCUUUGGCCAGUUAAUAUGGAAACACUUUGUGCUCUCUUCAUUUCUGCUCACGACACUGCAAGAGGCAUGAAGUUCUCUACGUGCCAGGCAGUGCCCUCCUGUUCCCAGCCCUCACUGACAGAAAGCAUUUAUUCCUGGCCACUUUCAGGACUGACUUUUUGGGCAGUCCUGUAAUGAUGACUUUUCAGCUUCAAUGUCCCUCCUGUGUGCCUCAGUGGCAAACCCUGCUCUCUCUCAGGAGCAAGCACACGGUGAAGGGAGUGCAGUGAGGGAGGUGCAGCUGUGGGCCUGCCCUUGUUCAUUGUGUGGGCUCUUGCACAGCGUGGCUUUCAGGGCUCAGGGCUUCUUUGAGCUCUGUGCAAAGAGCAGCUCCUUCUCCCCACACCUGCGGUGCCGCCGGUAUUUCCGCAGCUCGCUCCCCGUGCCCGCUGAGCCAGCGGCGUUUUCCUGACGGCCAGGAGGACACAGAUGGUGCACUGUGCUCCAGGGAAGCUUGCCACGGAGCUCAGAGCCACAGCCCUACCCUGGCAGGGUCACUGCCUGCGUGGCUUCGUGUCCCCAGGGCUGUGUGGAAAGUGCAGCUCAGCUCAUGUCACGGGAUGGAGGCGUUGGGAGUCCUGCCCCCGGCCAGUGAAGUUUCUCUUCGGGUGCCCUUGCAGGUGCUUGGGGAGAAUGAGAGCCCAGUACUGAAACUGCCUUUUUCAGAAGUGUUCCAGCUUUGUCACCUGCCUGGUCUGGCGGCAGCAUCUCCAGGAAUCUGGCUGGUGUGGCAUCCCUGGCUGGCAGUGGGAUGUGCUGCCGCUGCCCGGAGGGUCACAGAGCUGGAACUUCUGCUGGCUCACUUGUGUUUGUGCAGGGCUUAUGUGCAAAUGAUGUGGGCUUAUUUAAAUUUAUUUAAAGGCAAGCAACAAACCCACAAGAUCAAAUCAACCCUGAGGAAAGAGGUUUUGUUUCUGUGCCUAAAAAUUACUCUCAUGUUGAAAAAAAUGGAGCUGCAGGGCAGAGUUCAGAUGGACUGAGUGAUACCCCAGGCAGAGCAGGAACAAAUGUACAUCUCCAUCGAUUUAAUUGCCAAGCAACAUGAAAGAAAAAGCUUAUUAAAACACCCCAAACUGUGCAUUCAUCUCUCUCACACUUUACUCUGAACUGUUGCCUUGAAAGUAAAGAGCAAAACAACUUGAAAGAUGUUUAUUUUCAAAGCAGUCCUGAGCAGCUCAUUGCAGUGACACUGCCUGGGGGACAGGGCAGCACAGCCAUGAUUUCACGGAGUUAGCAUGGCUUGCUCUGCACUGAGUCACUCCAUAAAGUGAGUUUUCUCAAACCCAUGUUUUACCCAGCGAGUCACAAGCUGCUUGUUCUUCCAGCAUGAUUUAUCCUGUGGAACACAGUGCCCAGCUCAUUGCACCGUGACAUCCAGAGGUGAUUGUUUCCCAGCUGCUUGUUGCAUGCUUGGGAUUUCUUGGUUUAUUUCCUAUUACUUUGUUUGCUUUCUAUCUCUUUUCUUCAAAGGCCAUGGAAAGGUGAGGUGAUGAACUUCUGUUGCUUUGUUAAUUAUAACUUUCUCCCCUUUUCUUCCAAUUUCUUCACUGUUAGAAAGUUCCCUUUCCAGUCUCUUGCUCUUUCAUUUACUUGGUCUGCCAGUGUGCCAGACCAGUGGUUAAUAACCACACUCUGCUCUGUAAGAGCAGACAGGUUAGAUUUGGGGGAUUUCAGGGAAGAAAAGCCAGGAAAAGUUGCAGGUUUUAAAUAUGAAUGCCUUCUCCUUUCUGUGCUUGAGCCCUCCAGGGGCUGGGGAAUUAAAUAACCAUCUUGGUGUGGUCUGAGCACCUCUGCUGGUGGUGGUUGGAGUGGUGCUGCCAUCUCUCACUACCCAGACAUGUGCACUGCAGCUGCAGCUUAGAUUUAGGCCAGGGAGAUUUUGUUUUUCUGGAGGGUUUUCAAGACAAACACUGGCAUAUUUGCCUUUUUUUAAAUUAUUAUUAUUUGAACUAGGCUGAUGUUGAUCCUGGAGGGUGCCUUUAGAAAUGACAAGCCCUUGCCUAUCUGAAACCAGGUGUUCUAGAGAAACUCACAGCUGUAGGUGCCCCCAAAAGAUAAGAGGCAUGCAGGGCCUGUGUGAAUGCUUGAACUUGUACUUUGGUCACACUUUGCUUCUCAAAAAAUCCAUUAAGAAAAAGGCUGUGUAAUUCAGGUUGCCAUUUAUGAAUUUGCUGUUAUCAUGAGCGGGGUGUCACAGCUGAAGGCAGUGAGAAAUAGCUCCUUAAUGGGUUCACAGCUUAAUCAUUUCCAAGUGAAAAUUUACACAGAGUGUAUCAUUAACAAAAGGAGGGAUGCAAAAAAGCCCUGCCUGUGCGUCAUGCCACGGGAUGCUGGGAGGGUGGGAUUUGCCUGUGGGGCUGGUCGUUCCUUGCUAGCUCUGCCUCCUGUCCCUCCCAGAGUGGUCUUUGCUCACAGCUUGGCUCGGUUACAGCUCCAUGUGUCAAAAGCUUUGUCUGCUGGGCGGGUGCCAAAAUGCGUUUGGAGAGCAGAGCUUGAGGAAGGAGUUGUUUUACAUGGAUUUGAUUUGAUUUUCUGUCAGCUGCAGCACUUUGUGGCUUGUUGAGAUGAGCUUUUUCUGUGCAUUGCUGGAAAACAGCCGUCUGCACCUACAUUUCCAAGACUUUCUGACCUGGAGGUCUUCGUGGCCUCUCUGGCAGAACAAAAUGUUUUCUUCUGUAUCAAACUGUAUUUUAGCUUCCCACUGAGGUGCAAAAAGUGUGCUUGGGUGGGAGGUCAUCAUUCAGGCCUGCCCAGCCCUUCUGAUGGGAAGAUCAUUAGGCUGUGCUGCCAGUGAACGUGGGAAGAGGGGGAAAAAGUCAUUUUAGAGGAGGGUUUUUUAUAGGGGGGUCUGAGCUGGGCACCUAUCCCUGGGCAUGAUGAGCACCCCCAGCCAUGGCUGGGGCAGCUCACUGCAUCUCUGGAAAUUCUCAUUGCAUCUCUGGAAAGCUGAUCUGAGACCCUGGGAGUGGAUGUGAGGGGUGUGGAGCUCUCAGAGGUGCAGAGGAGCUGCUCUUCAAACAUAGGUCGUUUUUAUGUCUUAAAUAUUGGGGGAGCUAAAGUUCAUCUGCUGCUGGUCUUAUUCACCACUACCCUUCUGGGGCUGUAAAACUGGGGGUGAUGCCACCCUCUGAGAGAUGCUGGGAGUUUGCAUGAACUUUUGAGGAACCAAUUAACAACAAUAAUCUCCAAGGAAAAUGUGGAAGUGUCCUUGGGCCAGCCUGUGAGCAGCAUGGAAUGACCAAGGGCUGUGCCUACUCCUGCUUUAGAGAGGGGUGGGGGAAAUGCUGAGCAGCCACUCAUUCAGGAAGGGUCCAACAUCCUUGGAGCUGACUCAGGCCAGGGUCUAGGUAACCCUGUGUGCACUCACACAUUAAAAACCCAUCUUGCAGCUCGUAGGACUCAGAUGCACAGGGAGAUGGGGUAGGAAAACUUCAUCCUCUUGAUCCUCAACUUGCACUUGUCUCCUGCAGCUGGUUUUGUAGAGCUGCACAUUCAGUGGUGCAGCAGUGAAAACAGCCAUGUCUCCAUCCAGCAGGAAUUCUGAGGGGACUGAGGAGGUGCUGAGUGAGGGGAAGAUCUGACCUUGUCUGUCAUUCCCAGUGGCAGUCAGGAAAGAGUUGAUGGCUGGGACACCACUGUAUUGUCCCCCUUUCCACUGAUUUACAACCUGAGAUAUCAGAGGCUGUGCCUUUCCUCCUGAUAGUUCUUGAUGAACUUUCCUUCCAUGAAUUCAUCAUCAUGGUUUUUUCCAGCCUAGUGAACUUUUGGCCCUCCAGGCAAAGUUCCCCCAUUUAACCGUGUCCUGUGUGGUGCUUCUGGCCCAGCUCCCCUGAGCUCCUUCCUGCUGCUGCUUUUGCACUUUGAAAACCCUAAAAAAGGAGCUGAGGUGGACACAGGUGUCCUGUGACCUGCUGGUGACCACUGACCCCAGCCUGAGGCAGGGAGAGGCACCGUGUGGCCACACACUGGGAGCCCACCAGCCUGGGCUGGAGUCCAGCUUUUCCCUUUCUUCAGGCUGCCACCAGGUCCUGCAGAGGAGAAGACUUGCAGAAGAAUGAGUUCUUUUACAGAAUCCCAGAAUCCCUGAGGCUGGAAAAUCCCUGCCAGCCCAUGGAGUCCCAGCUGUGCCCAGUGCCCACCUUGUCCCCAGCCCAGAGCACUGAGUGCCACCUCCAGCCCUUCCUGGGACACCUCCAGGGAUGGGCACUGCAAAGCUCCCUGGGCAGCCCCUGCCAAGGCCUGAGCACCCUUUCCAUGCAGAAAUUCCUGCUGCUGUCCAAGCUGAGCCUCCCCUGGCCCAGCCUGAGGCCCUUUCCCCUUGUCCUGUCCCUGUUCCCUGGCAGCACAGCCCGACCCCCCCUGGCUGUCCCCUCCUGGCAGGGAGUUGUGCAGAGCCACAAGGUCCCACCUGAGCCUCCUUUGCUCCAGGCUGAGCCCCUGUCCCAGCUCCCUCAGCCCCUCCUGGGGCUCCAGCCCCUUCCCCAGCUCCCUUCCCUGCCCUGGAAUCAGAAAUAGAUGCAUUUUAAAACCUGAUGGAGCUGCUGGAAACACAGAUCCUCUGUAGCUCCUGCUGCUUGUGAAACCCCUGGAGCUUCCCUAAAGACAGAGGAUUUCUUUCCUGAGAGGUAUUUGUUGGGCAUGGUAAAAGGGGGUAUUUUAUCCCCUUUUCAUUGAGACUUGUUCUCAGGUUUAGGGUGCCUGUCCUGCCACAGCAGGAGGUGGGACAUGUACAGUGCCAUAUUUACCAUAGAGAACCACAACCCACAAAUUAAAUUCCUGAAUCUCCUAUUCAGGGGAAAAAAAAAAAUAUUUACAUGUGGAUACAAUUCCUCCCUGGAAAUCUUUUUGAUACUGAAGUUAAUGUGUAGUCAGAAUCUGUACCUUUGCCCUCUUUUCCCCUAGUUCCUGCAAUCUGAGGGACUGAUACUCAGUUUCCCAUUUCUGUAGCCAGAUCUUUUUCUCCAGGAGAAGGCAGAGAAGCAGGGCCGUGUGUUCUGGGUGGUUUUCCUGGCAGGCAUCAAACCAAGGCAAAUUCUUCUGCAAUGCCAAACCCCUUGUUUGCAAAAGGAGCAGGGGCCCAGCUGCUCAGGUGGGUUCACCUGGGGGAGAUCACUCAGCAGAGCUGCUCUGAAUAUUAAACUUUGGGCCACCAUGGAGGGGUUUUCGUGUUUAAAUUGUUCUUUUUGAGAAAAUGCUUUGUUUGUUAAAUAUUCGUUGUCCCUGCAGCUGUCCCUUGAGAUUUCAGGAAUGAAAAUGGGGAGAUUUGUUUUUUUAACAUCUGUCCUGGCCUUACAAGUCUAUCCCAAAAAUGUAGGAGCACAGGAUGAGUCACUGGCUUUUUUGCAUCGAGGAAAUGAGAGUAGUGACAUCACUUCAUUCCAAGAUAAGGAAAGGCCUGAGCUGGGAGCCCUCAGAGAGGCAGAUUUCAGCCCCCAGCUGCUGAUCUGGACUCACAGUGUAGAAAUCAGCAUCUGAUUUGGGAAGUUACUGGAACAUGAGCCUGAUUUUGUUGAUCUUCUUCUCUUUUUUUGUGUGCCAGUAUUGUAUAAAACUUGAUUGUGACAACCCAAGCUGUGUGAAUUUAUGCCAAGAGAAAAAAUAUUUGAGCUGCCAUCAGCAAAUACGGUCUCGCUAAGAGCUCAGAAAUUCUUGUGGCUUAAGAAAACACGGCUUCAGCUUAACAGCAGCUUGAAAAUCUUGUGUUGGUGAGGUUUGGCAUCUGCAGCUGCCUGUCUCCAGGCUGAAAGGCUGCUUGUUUUGGGGCACUGGGAUGGCUCUGCUGCUCUCCUUGAGGUUUUGUGUGCUACGUUCCUGGCAGGGCCCCGGGGGCGAUGCCAAAGGAACAGGCAGAGAGUGCCAAGCAGAGCUGAGCUUGAGCUCUGGGCUUUACUCACAGCACAGGCUGCAGAAAGGGAUCCAGCCCAGCACCCUGCCUGGAACUGGCAGGGCUGGCAGCCCCUCAGCCCCAGCAGGGCUGGGGGGACACAGCAGUGGCACUGCCCAGCUCAGCCUGGAGAGAAAACACAGGUCCUGUCACCUCCAGGGAAAGGAGGCUCAGCCCCUGGGCAAGGAACAGGGGGACAGCAGAGGGGAGCAGGGAGGUGGUGGCACAGUGGGGACACCAGGGAGGUGGUGGCACAGCGGGGACACCAGGGAGGCAGUGGCACAGCAGGGUCACCAACAUGGAAGCAGGAAGGUGAUGGCCCAGUUGAGACACCAGCAUGGGAGCAGGAAGGUGGUGGCACAGUGGGGACACUGGGAAGGUGGUGGCACAGCAGGGACAGCAGGAAGGUGGUGGCACAGCAGGGACAGCAGCACGGGAGCAGGAAGGUGGUGGCACAGUGGGGACACCAGUAUGGGAGCAGGAAGGUGGUGGCACAGUGGGGACACUGGGAAGGUGGUGGCACAGCAGGGACAGCAGGAAGGUGGUGGCACAGCAGGGACACCAGUAUGGGAGCAGAAAGGUGGUGGCACAGUGGGGACACCAGUAUGGGAGCAGGAAGGUGGUGGCACAGUGGGGACACCAGUAUGGGAGCAGGAAGGUAGUGGCAUAGCAGGGACACCAGGAAGGUGGUGGCACAGUGGGGACACCAGCACAGGAGCAGGAAGGUGGUGGCACAGUGGGGACACCAGUAUGGGAGCAGGCAGGAAGGUGGUGGCACAGUGGGGACACCAGUAUGGGAGCAGGCAGGAAGGUGAUGGCACAGUGGGGACACCAGGAAGGUGGUGGCAGAGCAGGGACACCAGCACAGGAGCAGGAAGGUGGUGGCACAAUGGGGACACUAGGAAGGUGGUGUCACAGUGUGGACACCAGCAUGGGAGCAGUGGGAAGGUGGUGGGCAGUACAAAAGAUGCUUGCAAGGUCCCACUUCCCCUUCUGGGCCUGCAUCCUGAGGGGUUCAACAGGCAAAAUUCCCUCCUUGCUGGGGUUUUCCCUUGGGAAAGAAUGGGGCUGGGUUUGAAGCAUUUUCUGCCUUAGGGCAGUAAAUGAAUAUCUGGGGAAAGUCCAUAGGGUUUGGGUUACAGGAGCUGAGCUAGAGUGUGAGAGAUGCCAAGGUUUCUCCAUUGUUCUUCAUAUGAUUGUAAUCAAAUCUCUGCUUCCACAGACAAAACCCCCGUUUUCCCUCUCUUCCUCCUUUUCUUUGGAGUAUCAGUUUUGCUCUUCUUCAGCAAAUGACUCCUUUACAGAAGGUUUUCCCCUCUGGCUGCUCAUGGAUACAGUAUCCCCCUUUUGCCACAGCAGCCCUGGUAAAGAAAAUAAUUUUUUAAGGAAAAUUUUGAUAAACAUAAUUUUUAUAGAUCAAAUGCAACUGGUAGGAACAAAUAUUAAUUUUUUCUUUUUUUUUUUCAGUGUGCUGGCAGGAGUUGGGAGGGGUUUUUAAAUGUUAGAGUAGCUCACUCUCCUGAGGCUUAGGGAAGUGUUUGACUUAAAACUCAGAAUCACAGAAUCUCCUGGGCUGGAAGGGACCCACAAGGAUCUUCAAGUCCAAUUCCUGACCCUGCACAGGACACCCCAAUAAUCCCUCCCUGUGCUUGAUCCCACUGCUUGCCUGUGAGAGUGAAGGCUUGCUUGAUCAUUCUAUCAUUUUAAAAGCCCCCUCUACCAUUUGCAGACAGGAUCAGCUGCAAACAUUUCAAAAGCCUCUAUUUUUAUUUAGCUCUAAUUUUUCCUUCCUGCAGACGUGUCCAGGCUGCGGUACCGAAAUAGGGUGUGUGUGAAACGCUUGACUGGAAAAAAAUGAAUCAUAUUCCUGGUGCUGUGAGCUUGCCCUGUAAAUCAAAAGGCAGCUGGGGGAGUCCUGACCCUGCCCUGGCUGUUGGGUCAGGGUUUCCCUGGGGCUCUGAGCGCUGCCAGCUGGAUGCUGGUGCUGAGUGAGCGCGGUGCUGCUCAGCCUCGCCGUGAUUUCAGGAGUGAGAAAUGAAAUCCCUCUCCAGAGCAGGUUGCUGCUGCAGCUUGCCAUGAGCUGCAGCUCCUGGACAGCUUCCAGACCCGUGUCUGUGCCAGCUGCAGCAGGCAGGGGUGAAUUGAGGGCACCAUAAGGACAUGGGCUUGGAUCUGAUGGGCCAGCGUGGCUUUCUGGUGCCUCAUCUCCUUCUGCAGCAUCACAGAGCUCUGCCUUCUCUGGGUAGCUGGGCAAGGGUGUUGUGUGCACUUAGGGGAUCUCUCAGAUGUCCUGCUCAGCUCCCAUCCUUCCUUCAUUUCCACCCCUCAGCUGUGGAACGUGGCACUUGCAGGUGGUUCUGGCCUUGCUCCCACUCGUGAUGCAGCCAUGGAGGUUCUGGUUGAAGAACUGGGGAUGUGGAGGCAGGAGGAGGUGCUGCCCUAAGGACCAGAGUUUAUACUUGAAUUCCUACUGAGAGAUGGCAAAAAAUCCAUGCAAUUUGUUGGGACAGCCCUAAACCCAAAAGGGCAACAGAGCUGGGGAGGGGUUCUGAUGAGGAGCAGCUCAGGGAGCUGGGAAAGGGGCUCAGCCUGGAGAAAAGGAGGCUCAGGAGGGACCUUCUGGCUCUGCACAACUCCCUGCCAGGAGGGGGAAGAGCCUGCAGGGCUUGGGCUGUGCUCCCAGGGAACAGGACGAGAGAAAACAGCCCCAAGUUGUGCCAGGGGAGGCUUAGAUUGGAUAUUGGGAAACCUUUUUGUGGAAAGGGCUGUAGAACAUUGGAAUGGGCUGCUCAGGGAAGUGGUGAAAUCACCAUCCCUGGAAGUGUUCAAAAAACACGUGGAUGUGGCCCUUGAGGACAUGGUUUAGUGGUGAGCACAGUGGUGGUGCUGGGUUGACUUUUGGUCUUGAGGAUCUUAAAGGUCUUUCCCAGCCCUAACACCUCCAUAAGUCUGUGAUUAUAAAUGUUUCUUGUCUGGUGCAUUUUCUAUUGAAAGUGCAGUGGUUCUGCUCCCAGCAAGCAUCAGUGAUGUCUGGGAGAGGCCCCACAGACCUCAUGCUUUUAACUGUCAGAUGAGAGGAGAAGAUGCUCCCUGAUAAGAUCUCCUUGAGUUGUCACAAAUAAUUAAUGUGGGCAAGCACAGCUACUCCUUUCCAGGGCCAAUUACCUCAGGAGGAGCUGAGGUCACUCUUUGGGAUGCUGUGAAUUGAGCAAUGGUGGCUCUCAGAGCAGAGGACACUGGUGGUUCCUGAUUUCCAGCAAGACUCUCCUCUCUCAGAGGCCACAUCUCAGGAAAAGCCUCCUGCCUCUGGCUGCAACCUGGGGAAAGCUUCUUCACUUUGGAACUUUGGAAACAGAGCCAAGAGACCCUUGACAGGCAGCUCAGUCAAGCCUGAUCCUAAAAGACAGCCAAGAUCUUGGUGUCCCCCUGUUUGCCAGCCUCAUGGAAGGGUUCAGUAGGAGGGGAGGCCAAAAACAGGGUUUGGUUUCUUGGUCUGCUGCAGCCUCAGCCCAAGGUUUGGAGCGACGUGUUUGUUUUUUUCUCAUUUCCUGGAUGAGGUAAGGCAGGGUGGGCUGAGCACUGAGCUCAUCCACACAGGGCCAAACAGCCAAACAGAUUUCCAAGGAGUGGGGAGAGUGUGGCAGUGUCAUCUUUAACCAUCUGUCUGGCAGGGGAUGCACAGCCCUUCUUUGGAGAUGCUGCUGGGACGUUUAUUGCCUUGUCUGGGGCUGAAUUAUAAGUCAGAAGUUCCUCUCCCAAACCAUUUCCUUGAUCCAGACUAAUCCAAGACAUGCUUACCAGUGUCCUAAAUUGUCCCUGCUUUAGGGCCCAACAUCCAGGUGUUGAUGUUGUGAUGAUGAUUGGAUUAUCUACUUAAAUAUGUUUGAUUUGCAGUGGCAGGGUUAAAACCCCGAGAAUGAAAUCAGCAGGACAGCCCUGCAUCUGAUUAAACCCCCUCCACUGCUUCUCUCUGCCUCCCAACCAUCCUGCAGGAUGUGUUCUUCCUAGGCAAAAUCUCUCCAGGAUUUGCUGUCAGGCCAUUAAUGAUCAGUUUUCCUGGUGCCUUCACUCCUUUCCACCACACUUCAGCUCUGGCUUCCCAAACCAUUCCUAGCUGGUGGAUGAUGAGGUGGGAAGUUGGUCUUUCCCAUUCCCAUCUGACCAAGCUCCCAGCCCAGCCAUCCAGUUGCUCAGGGUUGGGAAGAGUUUCCUGGGAAGUUUAUGAAGAGAGCAGAACAACCUGAGGGAUUUGGUACCAUCUGGAGCUCCCAGCAGGUGGGAGAGGUGUGACAGUGCUGCUGAAUUGCAAAAAUGCCCUCAGUGGUGCUUUCCCAAGCUCCCAAAGGUGCCAGUGUGCAAAAUAACAGCUCUGAGAUGCUCACACAGGGCAGAUUUAUGGCACAGCACCCUGUACUUAGAACAAUCUCCUUACAUCAGCCAUGUAGGAAUGUGCCAGAUCCUGCAUCUUCCCGAGGCACAGACGUUAUCAUGGCUCAUCUCCUGUGGGACACAGCCUGAACUCCUGGGGAUGGGAGAAAAUUAAUCCAUGGUGCUGCUGUCUCGCCUUUGAGAGCUCAAAAUGGUCAAACUUUUGACAACCCUCCACAAAAAAAAGCCCACAAAAAGCAACAAAACAGAACAAACCACAGAAACCAAGUCUUGAGCUAUUUAUCUUUUAUUCUCUGAGUCACAGGAUGUGGAGCAUUCACUCACCUUUUCAGGGGCAGGGCUAGAGAUGUUUUGGGUUUUUUUAUAGAAGCACAGACUGGUUUGUGUUGGAAGGGACAUUAAAGCCCAUCCAGUGCCACCCCCUGCCAUGUGCAGGGACACCUUCCACUAUCCCAGGCUGCUCCCAGCCCUGUUCAGCCUGGGCUUGGGCACUGCCAGGGAUCCAGGAGCAGCCACAGCUUCUCUGGGCACCAUCCCCAACCUCACAGGGAAGGAUUUCUUCUGUAUAACUAACCUGAAUUUCCCUUCUUUCAGUCUGAACCCACUCCCCUUGUCCUGUCACUCUGAUGAGCAGUCCCUUUCCAGCUUCCCAUAGGCACCCUCAGAUACUGGAAAGUUCUGUGAGGUCUCCAUGCAACCUUCUCUUCUCUCUCUCUGGAUAUGUAUCCAGGAUAUAUUUAUAUCCUUGUUCUUUCCCUUGCAUGCCUCAGUUGGGAACUUCAUCCUCUCAAUGAACAAGGUCUUGUGGAUAUUUCAUGUGGAACAGUCCUGGUGGAGGUGCUGUUGCUGGAGCUGCAGGGCACAGCCAGGCUGUUUCACCUGCAGCUCUGUGGAUGCUCUGGGGUCAGCAAGGUUAGGAACCACCAGAAUUAGGAAGCACCAAAAUUCAGACCUCUGGCUCAGCGUUGUGCUUGGGAAUGCACAGGGACACAUCAGGGGCUGUUUGCUCUGCCUCCCAUCCAUCCCAUGUGUGCCCAGCUGGGGGCUGCUCCUGCCCUAGCUGCAGUACACAGCUAGUAAAUUAGCACCUGAAGUCACUCUUGUUUUGCAAGCCUGAUUAACAUAAUGGCUGAGGCUGUCUGUGUUUGAAACUGUCGAGAAGGCAGGGAGGGUGUCUCUGUCCAGGCUCUGUGUCCUGCCUGCCCUCAAGGGGGAUCAGUCACCUGGCAGAGUCACCUUCUCCCUGCUGGCACGAAGGCAUCACCACCUGAAACACCCUGGGCAGAGGCAGGGAGCCUCCAAAAAAUGAGUCUGUGCUGCUGAGACAGAAAUCCAACUCACACCAAAGCACCAGAGUUCACCGUGUGAACCACCACCCCGUGCUACCUCGUUAAUGGAUUCGCAUUUCUCUCCCAUCUGUUUGUCCCAGCAGAGAUUCCCUUUUGCCCUGAGAGCAGCCAAGGUAACAGAAGUGCUUUGUUCUGCUCUGUU
This is a messenger RNA of Haemorhous mexicanus (house finch), 13666 nucleotides long. RefSeq lists its product as uncharacterized. The record is from RefSeq and is a predicted model, not a curated record. The transcript has 2 exons. The coding region runs from base 7673 to 8881 and encodes 402 amino acids. Lineage: Eukaryota; Metazoa; Chordata; Aves; Passeriformes; Fringillidae.